Molecule: messenger RNA, 960 nt
Organism: Penicillium angulare
Lineage: Eukaryota; Fungi; Ascomycota; Eurotiomycetes; Eurotiales; Aspergillaceae
Exons: 2
Coding region: 1-960 (319 amino acids)
Source: RefSeq, a predicted model, not a curated record
AUGCCUUCUGUCUCAACUUUAUCCCAAUUCACCUUUUCCAACUGGGGCCCCCUCACCACGACCUACACGCCUCCCGCUAGCUGCACAACAGCAACAAACAAUGUGGUCCUUGGCGUGACCUCCUACCCAGGCGUUGAAUACAUGGGCGUUAGCUGCGAUAGCCCAGAUUAUGGGGAAUGCGUACCGACCGGAUCAUCCAAGUCAUCCAAAUCGCAAGCAUCAGGAUACCUAGAUCCGCGCUCAUUGUAUCAAGCCGGAUAUUUCUCACCAGGCAUAUACUGUCCUUCAGGAUGGAACACAGUCGGCAUUGCAUCUCGAGACGGAAACGCCUCGGUAACUUCAGGAGGAGUCUUCAGUCCCUCUACACCUAUUCCGACCCAUGUAACCCGUGGAGAGAAAAUCAACAACCCUGCAAAUGUGUUAAUGCAAAUUCUUGAUCCGAGCGAAACGGCUAUGCUUUGUUGUCCUGAAUCUAUGACUGGUAAUACGAAUUUAGGCUGCUGGUCUACAAUACCUGAUUAUCCGAUUUCUACGGGCUGUGGCUGGAAACUUGACAGCGAUGACUUCGCUACUGUGACUGAGACAGUAUGGGUUGAUGGAAAGACGGCGGUUUGGGAUGAUGUAUGGAGCCUUACAGCUACGACUCCGAUGAGUCAAUCACUGGUGGAGACAUUUGCAUCUACCGAUGUUUCGAAGAUUGGACUGGAUGCUAUGAAUGUUGUUCCGAUGGUUACGCUUGUGCAUAAGAUGUCGGAUAUUGCAGGCACUGGGAAAGAUACCAUACUCCAUGGGACUGUGGGCGCGACUGCGACUUCAACUGCGGGUUCAAAUGGGACUGUGGCUACUUCUAAUGCUGCUGUGAGGAUGUUAGGCUCGCGCCGUGUUUGGAAUGGGCUUUCUGAUGUAUUGGGGAUAACUGUUGGGGGGAUUGUUCUUGGGGCUGCUAUCAUUUUCUCUUGA